Eucalyptus grandis is the source of this 1735-nucleotide messenger RNA. RefSeq lists its product as uncharacterized. Bases 209 to 1492 code for a protein of 427 amino acids. The record is from RefSeq and is a predicted model, not a curated record. Lineage: Eukaryota; Viridiplantae; Streptophyta; Magnoliopsida; Myrtales; Myrtaceae. The transcript is spliced from 13 exons.
GGUUUUUAGCUCCUCGUUUUGAGUUAAAAAAGGCAGCAAAGACGCCAGCUUUCUUGCUGUACACCUGCGUGGGGGACUUCUUCAUUUGGGAAGUGGAAAAGGGUUUUUAGCUAUAUUUGAGGAGCGAAUUUAAUGUCCAGAAAUUGCUGGAAGUGUUGACCCAUCAUUUGAACUAUUAAUAAGGACAAGUCGAAUAAGUCUCGGAAAAAUGGGAUGCCUGGUCUCUACGCCAAAAGAUUCCGGUGGCAUCAGAAGGAUUCCAGGAAACAUUGGCGAAAUUUCUGUAUAUGUCCCUGGUCUACGAAUCCCCAAGCCCGUUGAUUUUUCUCAGUCGCUUGGGAACCACUUGUCCAGAAACUUGGUCGAACGGUUAUCUGCCCUUAGGACUCGUAUAGUUGUGAUGGCUGGCCAGGAAGCUCCAACAAUCACAAGAACGAGGAGAAAAAGUGCCACCCAACAUGGAGGUUCGACAUUGGCUGAUCUUCUUCAGGCUCUUGAAGAUUACUUGCCUGUUCUUUUGGGAUUAGUUAAAGACGGGAGUCUGUUACAACACAAAGUGUCAUUUGUUUGGAUAAAUCAGGAGGAUGACGCGGAGGAAACAGCCAUAUCUAAUGCCUGGUACGAGGUUCUGUCAGUGCUACACUUGAUGGCAAUGUUAGCGUUAUCUCAGGCCAACUUACUGCUCCUUCCAAGAACAUCUGCUGAUGGUCACCAUGCCAAAGUUUCAGAAGAAAACAGGCGAGCUUCCGUUGACAUAUUUUUGAAGGCAGCAGGGUAUCUGGAUUGUGCUGUUCGGCAUGUCCUUCCACAGUUAUUGAUUGAACUCAGGAGAGAAUUACCAGUAGACCUUGCAGAAGGGGUUCUUCGAGCACUUUGCCUCCAAGCACUGGGGCAGGGUGCGGAUGUCCAACUUGGAAUGGCAAUUGAUAGCACAAAAGCCACCCUGGCAGUCAAACGUAGGCUUGCUUGUGAGAUGGUAAAGUACUGGCAGCAGGCUCAAGAUAACCUAAUGAACCUUCCUUUGACAAAUGGUUGGGCAGAAAAGCAUCGUCUUUAUGUAAAGUGGAAAUAUAAUGAAGCUAAGGCUGCAGCAUAUUACUACCACGGCCUGAUUCUGGACGAGGGAAACACGGAGAAGUCUCAUGGAAUGGCAGUAGCUGCUUUACAAGCGGCAGAUGAAUAUCUGAAGGAAAGCAAGAAGGUCUCAGAGGCAUUUAAUGCGACUCCUCCUCUUUCAAGGAACCCACCACUAUGGGGAACCAUGAAGUUUCUCUGUGAAAAAGUUCCAAAAGACACAUGGAACAAGGUUCGGAUAAACCGUGAUCUCUACACUAACGAAAGGGUUAUGGAGACUGCACCUACAUUGCCUGACUUUGCCUUGGCCUUGAAACCCGACGACUAUCAACUCCCUCCCGUGGAUAACUGCUGGAACGAGACUAAUGUCAACGGGGGGCACUUAGGCCCUGGCCAACUCCAGAGCGACGCAAGAUGAUGUUGUAUUUAAAUCUCGGAAAAUACAAAGAUACAUGGGGCGCAAAUUCAUGGAAAGGCCCUUAACGAGAAAGUCGGUGCUUUUCUCCCCAGUUUUCCCUCUGUGCCGGUUUGUUUCUCUUAUCGCCGUGAUCUACUCUCGUUAUAGGGCUCAUUGUACAAGUAACUAUCGUGUGUAAUUCCUCCCUGGUUGAAAAUAAACGGUUUUUCUUUUAAUGCUUAUAAUAAAAAUGUUUACAAAUAA